AUGGAGAAAAUAACAAGGAAGCGCCUCAGCGUAGUGAGUGAUCAGGCGAAGAACACUCAUAAGUACCUCAGCCAAGAACUCGAUAUUCAAUGGAUGGGACUGCCAAUCCUCAUCUGCUUCUUCACUUCCGGUCUGAUAGACAGUGUCGCUUUCAAUUCCUGGAACUGUUUCGUUGGCAUGCAAACAGGCAACACGAUCUUCGCUGCUCUCGGAUUGUCUGGCCAGCCGGACGCCAGCCACAAGCAACAAUAUUACAAGUCCCUUGUGUCCAUCGGAUCGUUCUGUCUCGGUACACUCUUCUUCAGUGCCCUGCACCGCUUUCCCACCUCGUUCCAUCAACAGCCUUCUUCCCGCCGUCGAUGGGUCUUCUCCGCCUCUUUCGCCCUCCAGGCCAUGUUCAUUACCAUAUCAGCCAUCCUGGUCACCCUCAAUCUCGUCUCCGACUUACCCUACAUCUCUGGCGUCUUCUCGUCUGGGAGCGAUAGGACAGAGUACACCGAGUCAAGCAUGCUCGAAAACCGCAACUUCUUGGACCUCUGUCCGAUUGCCCUCCUCGCCUUUGGAGCCGCAGGUCAAGUUACGCUGAGCAGAACGCUCGGCAUCAUUGAGCUGCCGACCAUUGUGCUCAGCACACUCUACCACGACUUCACCGCUGAUCUGUACAAUCUGAGGAGAUGCUGGUGUGAGAGCACUUCCAUCACUGACUUUUUUUUCAACCAGCAGAGGCGCCAAGAGAAGCGACUGUUCUCGAUCAUCGCUCUCUUUGUUGGUGGCAUCGUUGGGGGCGAGAUGUACAAGUCGUCUGUCGGCAUGGCCGGUGCCCUCUGGCUGGCCGCCGGCCUCAAACUCAGCGUCUCGUUGAUGUGGCUCUUUUGGAAGAAAGAUCCAUCAGAGGAGGAAGAUGAUGAGUCAACGCUGCCCCAAUGA
Molecule: messenger RNA, 927 nt
Organism: Cyphellophora europaea CBS 101466
Lineage: Eukaryota; Fungi; Ascomycota; Eurotiomycetes; Chaetothyriales; Cyphellophoraceae
Exons: 3
Coding region: 1-927 (308 amino acids)
Source: RefSeq, a predicted model, not a curated record